Phanerochaete carnosa HHB-10118-sp is the source of this 529-nucleotide messenger RNA. RefSeq lists its product as uncharacterized. The transcript is spliced from 2 exons. Bases 1 to 414 code for a protein of 137 amino acids. The record is from RefSeq and is a predicted model, not a curated record. NCBI's taxonomy places the organism in Eukaryota, Fungi, Basidiomycota, Agaricomycetes, Polyporales, Phanerochaetaceae.
AUGGAGCCAAUAGUGAACCCUGUGGACGGCUUCACAGAGUUCCGCUGGUCCACAAUCAAUGAGCGCACUCUCUUCCCCCUUGUAGACCCUACGGACCUCGGCCCACUCGUACGCGCUAUUCUUGAGGACCCCUCGGAGUGGGCCAAUGCAGAAGUACCCGCCGUGGGCGAAGUCCUCACUAUUCCGCAAGUUGCAGAGGUCUACUCCGAGGUGACCGGACAGUCUGCUCGUGCUGUCUUUGUCGACCACGUCCCACAGGAAACAAUUCCGCAAUGGUUGGAGCGUCAUCGGGCGUACAGAGAUGUCGGCUAUUUCCCGAAGUAUGCCGGGCAUGAGACUGCUGUUCCAGAACUUGCAAGGAGCUUGUACCCCGAGAUGAAGACUUUUGCGAAGUGGCUGAAGGCGCCCGAAUAGGUCGAUGAUAAAUAAUACUCAUGACGAGAUGCAAGCAAGAGCGGUCACAUAGGAUUUACAUAUGCAACGCGAGUCGCAAUACUGGAUCUGUCGUGUGAUCGCUGUUGGGAUUAUC